AUGGUUGGGUUUAGAAAUAAAGCAAAACGAAAGCCUGCAGCAGGUCAAGUUAAUGAAGAAAAUGACAGGAAGCGCACUAUGCCAAAAAAGCCUGGGAAAAGUCUAAAUAUCAAGAUGAAACAGUUAGGAGAAUCGGACAGCACAAGCGUAUCCUCGACGAGUGUAGCUCCGCAAGGUUCGCAUAAGAAAUCAUGGCGUCUGAUAAUUCGCAAUCUUCCUUUCAAACUAAAUGGAAGAAAAGUCGCUAUAGAUUGGGCAAUUGAUAAAGACACUUAUGAAACGGCUUGUCAUGAAGCUAAACUUGGUAAGGCAUCUUCAAGUGAAGGGUUAGAAGAGCUGUCCAAAACAAGGUCUACGAAUGAUAGUGCUCAAAUGGAAGUCGAUGAGGGUGCUAGCGAUACUAGUGAUGUAGAAGAAGCCGUUGAUGUGGAGGAUAGCGAAAAUGUAGAAGUCUCAACAGAAACAAAAGAACAUUCAGCAGAAUGGAGAAAGAGACCUGAUAAAGCUCUUUCAGAAGGAAGAGUUGUUUUUAUUAGGAAUUUAUCAUACGAAACUACUGAAGAUUCCUUGAAAGAUAGCUUAGAACGGUUUGGGAAAAUUAAUUUGGCAAUUAUUUGUCGUUACAGCGAUAGUGACCACUCAAGAGGUACUGCUUUUGUGCAUUUUACAUCUCGCACUGAUGCUGAUAACUGUCUUGCCGCAUUUGAAAACGAACCUGGUGUUUUUAUAGAUGGGAGAAAAGUUUAUGGAAAUCGUGCUGUUUCGAGAGAAGAAGCAACAAACCUUGAAAAGCGUAAGUUGGAGAAGAGGCCUAAAGAUAAACGCAAUUUGUAUUUACUACGAUCAAGCAUGAUUCGUCCAGGCACGGUUGCUGCCAGAGGAAUGAGUAAAUUCGAUGCGGAAAAACGAACAAAGCUUGCCUUAGCCACGCGUCAAAAACUUAAUAAUUUACAUAUGUUUAUUUCGCCUAUACGGUUGUUAAUUCAUAACAUUCCACCCUCUCUUGAUGAUCGAGCACUUCAGAGUAUCUGCUUUCUUGCUGCUGGGAAUCCGGAAGCAAAUAUCACUGAAUGCCGUAUUUGGAGAGACAGAAAGAAACUGGACGAUAAGGGUGUAGGCCGCUCCACAGGUUUUGGCUUUGUGGCAUUCUCCCAACAUAAGGAUGCACUCAGUUGUUUAAAGGAGUUGAACAAUAACCCUAAAACUUUUUCGAAUGAGAGGAGGCCUAUCGUUGAGUUUUCCGUAGAAAAUAUGUCAGUAUUAAAACUGAAACAAAAAAGGCUGGAAAUGAGUAGGGCGGGGAAACGUGUAAAUGGUAGUAAGACUGACGAAGCUCAGAACAGAAGGGAUCUCGCGGAAACGAAGAGAUUGUUGGCUGCGGGAGGGCAAAAACCCUUUCCAUCACAUUUAGGAACUAAAACAAGACAUCAGGAUGGGAAAAGGAAGUCGAUGUCAAAAAAGAAGGGUUCAAAGCGACAAAUGGGUGGGCACAAUCUUCCAACUAAUGGCAAAAGAAACAACGCUAAGAAGGCAAAAUUUAGUAGCAAGAAGCUGCUGACAAAAUAUCUUACCUUUUCCUGA
Messenger RNA from Enterobius vermicularis (human pinworm), 1581 nucleotides. The record is from the annotation of a GenBank genome assembly. Lineage: Eukaryota; Metazoa; Nematoda; Chromadorea; Rhabditida; Oxyuridae.